Messenger RNA from Pocillopora verrucosa, 2171 nucleotides. RefSeq names its product putative aminopeptidase W07G4.4. NCBI's taxonomy places the organism in Eukaryota, Metazoa, Cnidaria, Anthozoa, Scleractinia, Pocilloporidae. Gene Ontology annotation, cellular component: cytoplasm. Gene Ontology annotation, molecular function: metalloaminopeptidase activity; manganese ion binding. The record is from RefSeq and is a predicted model, not a curated record. Gene Ontology annotation, biological process: proteolysis.
GCAUCAUGAAUUUUACACGAUGUAGUAAGUGCAUUGUUAAUAACGCGCACUCACGUGAGUUAUUUGCGUAAUUCUUGCAGUGCCUUUGGUCUGCGGGGCAAGAUGUCUGAGGAGAAGAAAAUGAGGCUUCCAUGUCCCAUUUUUCCUGUCAAUGGUCCCAAGCAAGGUACAUUUGAUUACUAUGUCCUUGUGUGUAAAGAUCUUGAUUGGAGUAUCCCUGCAUGGGAUUUUCUGAAGACUCCUAUUUUGGAGGCUGCAAAGGUGGAUAAAGCAGUUGGAGUUGAGACAUUGGUGUUUUCCUGUGACCAAGACUUGCCAGUGGUAUAUGCUCCAACAGGCCCUGUUAAUAGGGAUUAUGAUGAUGUGAGACGAUACUAUGAUGCAGCAGUGAAUGGAAUUAAAAGGGCUCUUAAGGGCGGAAGCAGAUGCCCACUCCUGGUGACCAUUUCAAAAGACACAUUCCCAAAUGCAUGGUCUGUUUCACUUCUUGGAGCUCUUCAUGCACUCUAUGUGCCAAUUGAACUGCGAGAAGCUUUCCCAGACAAGGAACAAAAAGUUGAUCACCUUGGAGUGGUACUGUUUGGUGAAGACUGCAAUGUGGAGUACAUCAAAGCAAUUGAUUCUGGAAGGUAUGUGUGUCAGGACAUUGGUGGAUCAGAUCCUGAAAGAAUGGCUGCCCCUCGGGUGGAGGAGUACAUUCGGGAAUUAUUUGAAGGUUCUCCAGUUAAAGUGACAGUUGUUAAAGAUCCAGCUGAGUUUGAGAAGAACUAUCCACUGUAUGCAGCUGUCAAUAGAUGUGCAAGAGUUGUUGACAGACACACUGGUAGAAUCAUCAACUUGGAGUAUGUGGGAGAAGGUGACAUCCAAAACACUGUCCUUCUUGUUGGAAAGGGUGUGACUUAUGACACAGGUGGUGCAGAUAUUAAGGCUGGUGGGGUCAUGGCUGGAAUGAGUAGGGAUAAGUGUGGGGCAGCUGCAGUUGCAGGGUUCUUUCAGACUCUUGCUAUGCUGAAACCAAAAGGAAUCAAAGUCUUUGGUACAAUGGCCAUGGUACGCAACAGUGUUGGUGCAGAGGGCUAUGUUGCUGAUGAGAUUAUAACCUCUGCCGCUGGGGCCAGGAUUAGGGUUGGUAACACUGAUGCUGAGGGUCGCAUGGCUAUGGCUGAUUGUGUGCAUCAUAUGAAACUCAAGGCUCUCCAAGAAAAAGUUCCCACACACAUUGUUACAAUUGCUACUCUCACUGGCCAUGCCGUCUUGGCUAUGGGUCCUGCCUACUCAAUUGUGAUUGACAAUGGGCCUGCAGCUCGUACCAAGUUUGCUCAAAAUAUCCAAAAAGCUGGACAUGACAUGGGUGAUCCGUUUGAAAUCUCGACAGUUCGUAGAGAGGAUUACGACUUCGUCAGAGCCCAUUCAGAGUACGCAGACGUAUUGCAGUGUAAUAACUCUCCAUCCAGUAGAACACCCAGAGGACAUCAGUUCCCAGCUGCUUUCCUCAUCAGGGCCUCAGGACUUGAUAAGCAUGGUAUUGACUCAAACCAGCCACUCUGCUACUCUCACUUUGACAUUGCUGGAUCAAGUGGAACAUUCCCACAAGUUCCUACUGGGGCGCCAGUGGUUGCCAUGACAGAAACCUUUCUAAAAAGCCACUGUUGAACAGAUCAUUAGCUGAUAGCUUUGCACAGCUUCAUGUUCUUGCUUGAGCACGACACUUCAAAGAUAGAUCAGCACGAGAAAUCUGAUUUCUGUUGAUUUUCGUUGAGUUAGUUCAAGAAUGAUGUGGGAGUCGCAACGGCAUAUGCGAGGCUUAAAAUAUAAUUUUGAAAAGAAAAAGGUUAAAUGACUGAUGAAGUGUUAGAUAAUCUCGAAUGAAAUGAUAGAACAGGUAACUUUUAAAUUUUAAUAUUGAAAUAGUAAUUAUUAAUAUGGCAAAAUUAGGAAAUGCUAGUGGUAAAGUUGAGCUGAGAUAAAUAGGUUCUGAAAAGUUUGUACUUAGUCGUCUUUUUCGUAGAAUCUCAGAGUUUUCGAUAACGCUUCGGUGUGAAAGUUUGAGCCAAAGUAUUGCUGGAAGUAGUGGGAAACAACGUAACAUGUCAGUGAUUCCUCGCGGUUGUUUGAAAAAUUUAGUGGAAUAUGAGUGACAAAUAAAUUCAAUAAAGAAUUUUUUUGUUGUU